AUGUCUUCUGCACACUCAGCGCCAUCCGCGCAAGAAGCGGCCAAGCUACCACCACCCCUCCAAGAGGACGACGAGAACGCAGACAGCGAAAGAAACUUCCAGCCCAAGUCCCUCAAGUUCUGGGUGAUCAUAGGAGCCAUAUAUGCAGCCAUCUUCCUCGUUGCCCUAGACCGAAUGAUCAUUGCGACGGCCAUCCCACACAUCACGGAUGAAUUCCACUCCAUCGAGGACAUUGGCUGGUACGGCGGCGCCUACAUGCUGACGUGCGCGAUCUUCAACCCCCUCUCCGGCCGUGUCUAUCAGCUCUACCCGACGAAAGGGGUGUUUCUCAUCUCUAUUGUCAUCUUCGAGGUUGGCUCUACUGUGUGCGGCGCCGCUCCCAGUUCCAUCGCGUUCAUCAUCGGGCGCGCCAUCGCUGGUAUGGGCGCUGCGGGCAUCUUCAGCGGCGGCAUCAUGAUCAUGGUCCCAAUGGUGCCGCUCCGCAAACGGCCAGUCUUCAAUUCCUUCUUCGGCAUGGCCUUUGGCGUCUCGUCGGUGCUAGGCCCUCUCGUUGGUGGCAGCUUUGCGGACAGCAGCAAACUUACAUGGCGAUGGUGCUUCUACCUCAACCUCCCCAUCGGCGGCUUCACCAUCCUAGCCAUGCUCCUCUUCCUGCACCUCGAAUCCCCGCCCCGCGAGAAACUCUCCAUCUUCGCUCAACUCAAGCUCCUCGACCCCCUCGGCCUCCUCUUCUUCGUCCCCUCCAUGGUCUGCCUGAUCCUCGCGUGCCAAUGGGGUGGCACAACCUACCCCUGGUCUGCGCCCCGAAUCAUCGUCCUCCUCGUCAUUUUCGCCCUCACCUUCAUCCUCUUCCUCGCCGUCGAGGUGUUCACCCCAAAAACAGCCAUGGCGCCCACCCGCGUCGUGCUCAACCGCUCCGUCGCCGGAAGCAUGCUCUUCAUGUUCCUCCUGUCCGGUGCCCUGAUGGCCAUCGUCUACUACCUCGCCAUUUGGUUCCAAGCCGCACAGGGCCACUCGGCCAUGGAAGCCGGCAUCCGCACUACGCCACUCGUCCUCUCCCUCGUCGUCUUCGGCAUCGCCGCCGCCCUCGUCACCGAGAAGCUCGGCUACUACGUCCCCGUCAUGCUGUGCGCGCCCCUGCUGUGCGCCGUCGGCGCCGGCAUGCUGUCCACGCUCACGCCGCGCGCCGGCAGCGCGCAGUGGAUCGGCUACCAGGUCAUCUACGGCAUGGGCAUCGGGUGCGGGUUCUCGAUCGCGAACCUCGGGCCGCAGGUCGCCCUGCCGCGCGCCGACGUGCCGCUCGGCAUGGCGCUGAUGUUCUUCAUGCAGCAGCUCGGCGGCGCCGUGUUUCUCGCCGUCUCGCAGAACAUGUUCUCGCAUGAGCUGGUGAAGGCGCUGGAUGGGAUUGCGGGGCUGGAUACGCAGGCGAUUGUUAACACGGGCGCGACGGCGCUGAAGAAUGUGGUGCCGCCGGGGGAGCUGGGGACGGUGGUGCGGGCGUAUAACUAUGCGUUGACGAGGGUGUUUAUUUUGAGUGCGGGGCUGAGUGCGAGUAUGAUUGUUGGGGCGUUGAUGGUGGAGUGGAAGAGUGUUAAGGCGGAAAAGAGCAGGGAGAAGAAGGAGAAGAAGGAGAAGGAGAAUAAGGAGGCUGGGGAGGGAAAGAGGAGGGCUAGCAUAGGAGAAGAAAAAUCGGGAGGGACUGGAGAGAAGGAGGUGUCACAGUAGUGGGAAAUGAGGGUUUUUAGAGAUUUGAUAUCAUUCUGGCGAUAGGUCGUUUUACAAGGGAUAGAGAUUGGAGUGUUAAUAAUGUAUUAUACUGUACUGUAUAUAGAAUUGCUUUGAAGCAAUAAAAGACUGGGG
Mytilinidion resinicola is the source of this 1860-nucleotide messenger RNA. RefSeq names its product MFS general substrate transporter. The coding region runs from base 1 to 1725 and encodes 574 amino acids. The record is from RefSeq and is a predicted model, not a curated record. NCBI's taxonomy places the organism in Eukaryota, Fungi, Ascomycota, Dothideomycetes, Mytilinidiales, Mytilinidiaceae. Gene Ontology annotation, molecular function: transmembrane transporter activity. The transcript has 2 exons. Gene Ontology annotation, biological process: transmembrane transport.